CAACACACGCGCACACUCACACACAGGGCGUCAGUCGCAGAGUGAGCUCCAACUUGAAACGUUGUGUGGCACUUUACCGAAAGCUCGCCGAUUAAAAAAAAAAAAAAAGACACGAACAUUUCACAAAAAAAUGUUGACGUUUUCAGCUCUCGUACUCGUGCUGUCGGUUUUAACGGCAUCUUCGGAGCGCGUUGUCCGCGGCAGCUGUGGAACAUGCGAUAAGGAGAAGUGCGCUCCGUUACCGGCUGAUGGCUGUGCGGUGGGUACCGUGCUGGACGGCUGCGGGUGUUGUGAGAUCUGCGGUCUCGGCGCGGGAGAGGCGUGCGGUGGCCGCGGCGCGAAUGCCAAGCGGUGCGCGUCUGGAAUGGAGUGCGUCAAGGGCGAGGACAAGAAGAGCAAGACCGGUACCUGCGUGUGCAAGGCCAACUACCCGGUGUGCGGCUCCGACGACGUGAACUACGCCACCGGCUGCGAUCUCCGCCUCGCGAGCCACGCGGCGGUGAAGGAGGGCAAAGCUGAAAUCACCCUGCAGAACAAGGGCAAAUGCGCACAAGCUCCUCAGAUUGUGACUGCUCCUGGGGAGGUGUGGAACGUGACUGGGUCUCAGGUCUACCUCACCUGCGAAGCCACCGGAGUCCCCACCCCAGUUGUCACCUGGAAAAAGAUGGUGCCUGGUAAGGGUCGUACGGAGCUGCUCCCUGGUGACCGUGACAACUUGGCCAUCCAGACGCGCGGGGGACCAGAGAAGCACGAGGUCACCGGAUGGGUCCUGAUCUCUCCGCUCUCUAAAGAGGAGGCUGGUGUGUACGAGUGCCAUGCCAACAACAUUAAGGGCGAGGCCUCCGCUUCCGGAACCAUCCACGUAGUCGACUCACUUGAGGACAUCCCUGCACAGAAAGUGGGCAAAGAUGACGAGGAGCUGUGAUGAGGUGCUCAGGAGCGGCCGUCGCCAUCAGAUCACACACAAACACACACACACACACACACGAGCAA
Molecule: messenger RNA, 993 nt
Organism: Engraulis encrasicolus (European anchovy)
Lineage: Eukaryota; Metazoa; Chordata; Actinopteri; Clupeiformes; Engraulidae
Gene: igfbp7
Product: insulin-like growth factor binding protein 7
Exons: 6
Coding region: 131-925 (264 amino acids)
Biological process (GO): regulation of signal transduction; regulation of cell growth
Cellular component (GO): extracellular region
Molecular function (GO): insulin-like growth factor binding
Source: RefSeq, a predicted model, not a curated record